GCGCUGCGUGCAUUAAAAGCCCAAGAUCCGCAGAGCACUCCAACGCAUCCUCCUUUGGGGUUCUUCCUGGCUCCUGCCAUACCAUCUCCCGAGGCCGUGGCGCGAGGAGACGAAGAAGCUCGGGGUCGAAUCAUCCGUCGCCGGAGAACAAGUUGCUAGGGAUGCCGCUCGGUGGUUCCGGUGGAUCUAGCGUCGUCGUUCCUCGGAACUUCAGAUUGCUUGAAGAACUCGAACGAGGAGAAAAGGGCAUAGGAGAUGGCACUGUAAGCUAUGGUAUGGAUGAUGGAGAUGAUAUUUAUAUGAGAUCUUGGACGGGAACAAUUAUUGGUCCUCAUAAUACUGUCCACGAGGGCCGCAUUUAUCAGCUGAAGUUGUUUUGCGACAAGGACUAUCCAGAGAAACCACCUAGUGUUCGGUUCCAUUCCCGUGUUAAUAUGACUUGCGUUAAUCAUGAUUCCGGAGUGGUUGAUCCAAGAAAAUUUUCAGUUCUAGGGAACUGGCAACGUGACUACACGAUGGAGCAUAUCUUGACACAGCUUAAGAAGGAAAUGGCCACAUCACAUAAUCGCAAAUUGGUUCAACCACCAGAGGGUACACACUUUUGAGACGGGCGGGCUCAGUUGUGACUUUAGAUUGAAGGGGACUACCCAUGUAUCAAUUAGUUAUUGUAGUCUACUCUUUCAUGCUUGGUUCGGAACUUUUGGAGAUAAUAUCCAGUGUGGAGUUUGCUUCUUUGACUGCAAUUGCAGUGAAUUGCUUAUCGUCUAUAUCUCUCUUAUAGCGCACAUCUCUCUUUCUUUCGGGGAAUACGAAAUGAUGCUUCGAAUUUUGGCUA
Molecule: messenger RNA, 835 nt
Organism: Zingiber officinale
Lineage: Eukaryota; Viridiplantae; Streptophyta; Magnoliopsida; Zingiberales; Zingiberaceae
Product: ubiquitin-conjugating enzyme E2 variant 1D-like
Exons: 4
Coding region: 162-605 (147 amino acids)
Biological process (GO): DNA damage tolerance; protein K63-linked ubiquitination
Cellular component (GO): nucleus
Source: RefSeq, a predicted model, not a curated record